Molecule: messenger RNA, 1839 nt
Organism: Caenorhabditis elegans
Lineage: Eukaryota; Metazoa; Nematoda; Chromadorea; Rhabditida; Rhabditidae
Gene: hda-1
Product: Histone deacetylase 1
Exons: 4
Coding region: 20-1405 (461 amino acids)
Cellular component (GO): chromosome; cytoplasm; nucleus
Molecular function (GO): histone deacetylase activity; histone deacetylase activity, hydrolytic mechanism
Source: RefSeq, marked reviewed
UCUACUGCGACCAUCAAACAUGAACUCAAACGGCCCGUUGAUGGAGCACGGUAAGCGCCGUGUCGCCUACUACUAUGACUCCAACAUUGGAAAUUACUAUUAUGGUCAAGGGCACGUCAUGAAGCCACAUCGUAUCAGAAUGACCCAUCAUCUCGUUCUCAACUAUGGUCUGUACCGGAAUUUAGAGAUUUUCCGCCCAUUCCCUGCAUCAUUCGAAGACAUGACUCGUUUUCACAGCGACGAGUACAUGACGUUUUUGAAGAGUGCGAAUCCAGAUAAUCUGAAAUCCUUCAACAAACAAAUGCUUAAGUUCAAUGUUGGAGAAGAUUGUCCUCUCUUUGAUGGUCUUUAUGAGUUCUGCCAACUCAGUUCGGGAGGUUCUCUGGCUGCUGCCACUAAAUUGAACAAGCAGAAGGUGGACAUUGCUAUCAAUUGGAUGGGAGGCCUCCAUCACGCCAAGAAAAGCGAGGCGUCCGGAUUCUGUUACACCAAUGACAUCGUUCUCGGUAUUCUCGAGCUUCUCAAGUACCACAAGCGAGUACUUUACGUCGAUAUUGAUGUUCAUCACGGAGAUGGAGUAGAGGAGGCGUUCUAUACGACUGAUCGAGUAAUGACAGUGUCAUUCCAUAAAUAUGGAGAUUUCUUCCCAGGAACCGGAGACCUGAAAGAUAUAGGAGCUGGAAAAGGAAAGCUCUAUUCAGUCAAUGUUCCACUUCGCGAUGGAAUCACCGACGUCUCUUACCAGAGUAUUUUUAAACCAAUCAUGACAAAGGUUAUGGAGAGAUUUGAUCCCUGUGCUGUUGUUCUUCAAUGUGGAGCUGAUUCUCUCAACGGAGAUAGACUUGGACCAUUCAAUCUGACCUUGAAAGGCCACGGAGAAUGUGCUCGUUUCUUCCGAAGCUACAACGUUCCACUUAUGAUGGUCGGUGGAGGUGGAUACACUCCAAGAAAUGUGGCACGUUGUUGGACGUACGAAACCUCGAUUGCCGUCGAUAAGGAAGUUCCAAAUGAGUUGCCAUACAAUGACUACUUCGAAUACUUUGGACCAAACUACCGACUUCACAUCGAGUCGUCGAAUGCAGCAAAUGAAAAUAGCUCCGAUAUGCUGGCUAAAUUGCAAACUGACGUCAUCGCCAAUCUCGAGCAGCUCACUUUUGUUCCAAGUGUUCAAAUGAGACCGAUCCCAGAAGACGCCCUCUCUGCAUUGAAUGAUGACUCAUUGAUCGCCGACCAAGCUAAUCCCGACAAACGACUACCACCACAAAUUACCGAUGGAAUGAUUCAAGACGAUGGAGACUUCUACGAUGGUGAGCGUGAGGGAGAUGAUCGAAGAAACGAGAGCGAUGCGAAGAGAGCAGCUCAGUUUGAGUCGGAAGGUGGUGAAAAGCGUCAGAAGACAGAGUAAAACACUAAAAUGUGCCGCCGUCGAAUUCAGUAUCUCCUCUGAAAAUAAUAUUCAAUCACUGUACACCACUUUUUCCUUGUCAAAUGAGUAUUACUUUUUGAUUUUCCUUAAAUCUAAUUUAAUUUUCCGCCCAAAUCCCAACUGUUUUAUUUAUUUUUCAAAUUCAAGCACUUUUAUUUGGAAGAUCUCUUCACUUUUCCCCAUUAAUCCUUUUUUAUCUCAGUAUCCUUUACCCGUUUUGCACUUCCUCAACAUCCUUACUCCUCACAUCCACAUCUAAUCUACCCCCUUCAACGAUUUCCAUUUCUCUUGUCGUCCCACACUCCCCAUUUUACUGGCACACAAUUCCAAUUCCACAGUCAGAUCCUGAACACUUUUUUGUAUUUUGGUGAAUUUCUUCGUUUUUAUUUAUUUAAUAAAAUUGACUCGAUUGG